This is a messenger RNA of Apis dorsata (giant honeybee), 2647 nucleotides long. RefSeq names its product NF-X1-type zinc finger protein NFXL1. Gene Ontology annotation, biological process: regulation of DNA-templated transcription. The record is from RefSeq and is a predicted model, not a curated record. Gene Ontology annotation, cellular component: nucleus. The transcript has 4 exons. Lineage: Eukaryota; Metazoa; Arthropoda; Insecta; Hymenoptera; Apidae. Bases 44 to 2530 code for a protein of 828 amino acids. Gene Ontology annotation, molecular function: RNA polymerase II transcription regulatory region sequence-specific DNA binding; DNA-binding transcription factor activity, RNA polymerase II-specific; zinc ion binding.
AAAAAAAUUUUUUAAAGUUUCAUAGCUAAGACAAUAAAUAAAAAUGCAAAAAUUUAAACGAGCUCAAGCAGAAAAUAAAAUAGCAAUUAAUAAACAUUUAGAAGCAAAUGCCUAUUUAGAAUCAUCUAGUGAAGAUGAAAAUGAUAGAAAUGAAGAAGAUAUGCAGAAUGUAGUCGAAAAGGUUUUAGCUUCUUAUCAAGGAAAAGAAGCAGAUGCAGAAAAAAUGUUAUCAUAUUUAAUUAAUAUUUUCCAAUCUGGCAAUGCUGUUUGCUUAAUAUGUAUUUCAACCAUAAAAAAAGCAGAUCCGAUUUGGAACUGUAACAAAUGUUUUGCUUUUUUACAUCUGUCUUGCAUUUUGCAUUGGAUACAGGAUAGUUUAAAUAUUAAACGUGAAAAAGGCAUUACAUUGAUAUGGGCAUGUCCAAAAUGUCGUAUGGAAUAUAAGCAAGAUGAUGUACCUCGUAAUUAUAAGUGCUUUUGUGGAAAAUCUAUUGAUCCACCAUAUCAUCCAUGGAAUAUUCCACAUUCGUGUGGAGAAACUUGUGGUAAAUCCUUAAAACCAGAAUGUGGUCACAAAUGUGUUUUACUUUGUCAUCCUGGGCCAUGUCCUCCUUGUGCAAAAACAGUAUCUAUCAAAUGCUAUUGUGGCAAACAAAUGCCUCAACAACGACGAUGUAAUGCUAAAGAAUGGAGCUGUGGCACUAUAUGCAAUAAAAAAUAUAAAUUAUGUUCACAUACUUGCAAGGAAAUAUGCCAUUCAGGAGAAUGUCCACCUUGUUCAAAAGUAUUAUUAUUGGAAUGUCACUGUAAGAUUAACAAAGAAUUAAAACAAUGCUAUGAAAGUUCAUGGACUUGUGAUAAACCUUGCGGCAGACUUCUUUCUUGUAAUGUUCAUACAUGCUUAGGUAAAUGUCAUUUAGUUAAUGAUUGUGGAUCUUGUUUAUUGGAACAAAAUAGAACAUGUCCAUGUGGAAAAAAACGUUAUGCCAUUUCAUGCAAACAAGAACAAUUACCUACAUGUGGAGAUACAUGUGGAAAAUUAUUGAAUUGUGGUUCACAUUACUGCAAUAUGAGAUGUCAUAUAGAUCGGUGUGGACAAUGUUUAGAGGUAGUCACAAAAUCAUGUAGAUGUGGCAAUUAUCAAAAAGAAAUUGCAUGUGGUAAAGAAUUUCAUUGCAAUAAGAAAUGCACGCAAAUGCGUUUGUGCGGUAGACAUUUAUGCAACAAAAAAUGUUGUGAUUGCUUAAUUAAAAAUACAUAUAAUAUUUGUGAAAAAAUAUGUGAAAAUACUUUAAACUGCCGCAAACAUAAAUGUGCCGCUCCUUGUCAUAGUGGUCCUUGUUAUCCGUGUGCACGAACUGAUAUUAUUCAGUGUAAAUGCGGAUACAAUAAAAUAAUAGUACCAUGUGGUACGAUAAAAAAAAUCAAACCUCCAGCUUGCAAUAAAUCAUGUAAAAUACCGCCAAUUUGCCAUCAUCCAAAACGAGAAACUCACAAAUGUCAUCAAGGUCCUUGUCCACCUUGCAAAAAAAUUUGCAACUUAGUAUAUAAACGAUGUGGUCAUCUUUGUGUCGCUAUUUGUCACACAAAAGUAUGGGUAAAAGUAUAUAAAAAUGAUACAAAGAUACAACCAACUGGACCUUGGGAUAUACAAAAAGAAACUAUGCAGCUAAAAACAUUACCUUGUCCACCAUGUGAAGUUUCAGUACCAAUUACAUGUUUAGGAGAACACGAGACACGUCCGUGGCCUUGUCAUAUGGCUAAAUCUACUUCUUGUGGAAGAUUAUGUGGGAAAAUAUUAUCAUGUAUGAAUCAUACAUGUAAAUUAAUUUGUCAUAAAAUAUCAUUUUCUAAAGAAGAUAUAAGUGGUACUCCAUGCAUGGAAUGUGAAAAACCAUGUCUAUUUCCACGACCACAAGGCUGCACGCAUUUAUGUCCGAAACCUUGUCAUCCUGCACCAUGUAGUCCCUGCAAGCAAUUAAUUAAAAUUUUAUGUCACUGUGGUAUAAGUACUUUAUACCGCAGAUGUUCAGAACUUACAUCAGCUAAAGCAGAACAACGUAAUGAAUUGCUUAAAUGUGGAAAUCAAUGUCCAAAAAAUUAUUCUUGUGGACAUCGAUGUAUAAAUGAUUGUCAUCCAGGUCCAUGUAAGAAUGAAAAAAAAUGCAAUAAGAAAGUGAAACUAUUUUGUGAAUGCAAACGUAUUAAGAAAGAUUUUAUUUGUUCAUUGAUACAAAAAGAUGAAAUUUGCAUAAAAUGUGACGAUGUUUGUAACAAAUUAAAAAUAGAAAAACGUCAAGCUGAGGCUGCUUUAUUAGAACAAAAACGGCAAGCAGAAGAAAUACGUAAUCAACAAGAAAUCGAAAAGUUUGAACGAAAAUUUAAACCUCGUCGUAAAGGAAAAGAUAAAUUCGAUAAAAGACAAUUAUUGAAUGAAAAUUGUAAUAAUUAUAGAAAAUAUUGGAUUUUAGCCAUUUUAAUAUGUUUUAUAGGUAUUGGAAUAUUUUGUGCAAGCAUUCAAAAAUUUUAAACAAAAAUAUUUAUUAAAUCUUAUGUGUACAAUAUUUGUUAUUUUAAAAAGAAAAAAUCUAAGAUUUUUGUUAUAUAAUUAUAUUUUUAUUUCUAAUUUAAUAAAUUAUUUGAAUCU